Molecule: messenger RNA, 1397 nt
Organism: Haliotis rufescens (red abalone)
Lineage: Eukaryota; Metazoa; Mollusca; Gastropoda; Lepetellida; Haliotidae
Product: angiopoietin-4-like
Exons: 3
Coding region: 31-1107 (358 amino acids)
Source: RefSeq, a predicted model, not a curated record
GUUGGUAUGAUGUGAUGUCUUGAUGGAUUGAUGGGAUUGAUGAGUAUCAGAUGUAGACUGGAGUGGAGUGACUGUGCCAGCAAUAUGUCUCUCGCUACUGCGUUCACGUUAAUUGUUGGUAUCUUAAUGUUAAACGCACAUCUCUCGUCUGGGACAACCGCCAAAGUGUUCACCCCUUCUGUUAAAUUAUCUCCAGCGGAUCGGGAUUUUAUUCUUGACUGUUUGAAACAAUGUGCUUCGUCUGAUACUUGUGCGGCCACCAUCAUGUCAGUGGAGAACGGUACUUGUAGCCUCAUAACGAUGUCCGGAUUACAGGACAUGGUCAUCAAAGAUGUCUCCUUCAGAAAGACAUACCCACCUCCACCAUGUGAAAACGGCGGCUACUGGUCCGAUUCAAGAAAGGUUUCUUGUAUUUGUCCCUACAGCUUUGCUGGAAGAUACUGCCAACGGUAUUGGUAUGAUUGUAGCGAGGGGUUCAGGAAUGGAGCAACAGGCACGGGUGUCUUUACCAUCGAACCUAAUACCUCUUCCCCACCAUUCGAAGUCUUCUGCCACAUGACUUUUGGAGGAAGAACCUACUUUCAGAAGCAGCACUAUGGUAUCAACUUCAACAGGAAAUGGCGGGACUAUCGAGAAGGCUUUGGGGAGGUCACACGUGACCACUGGCUUGGCCUUGAAAAAAUAAAAGCAAUCAGUGACAGGGUAAUAUGUCAGUUGAUAGUUCAUCUCACCUAUCCAUGCUGUCCGAAAUGGAGACAAAUCAACUUUAAAAACUUCAAACUAACUGAUGAAACUGAUGGCUAUAGAAUGACAUUUAGCGAGUAUAAUGCAAGCACGACAUCCCCAAAAAACAAGCUGAAUGACACAAUGACAGAACUGAAGGGGGCUAAAUUCAGCACUUAUGACAGAGACAAUGAUGAUAAUCCAACAGGUAGCUGUCCUCAAAUUCACGGCUCUGGAUGGUGGUUCAAGGACUGCACACGUUGCAACCCAAAUGGCCGACUGAAGCCAGUUCCAGUCAAUGUCAGUGGAGACCCCGAAGAGCUGUUCUGGGUGGGAGAUGAACGAGGGGUGACCGGGUCGUCCAUGGCGUUACACUGCAUAUGACACCGGAUAGAAAUAAUCGACGUCACGCAGACUACCUGAUGAAUCCCACAUAUCUGUAAAGACUUUAAUUAUGUUAAUUUUACUGAAUGACAUAUGUGUUACGCAGUCGUAGUGACGUGUCCUUAUGUGUACCAGAACUGUGUUCAGUUAUUGGACAUAAAUCAACUGGGUUUUGCUUUAAAGUAAGAGAUUUCGAAAAUGGAUUUAAUACUUUAAUACUUCAAACACUCAGGAAUAUUCCAGCUAUUUGACUGCGGUCUGUAAAUAAUCGAGCCUGGAUCAGACAAUAC